AUGGCUGUGCGGGUUCAAUUUGAAAAUAAUAAUGAAGUUGGAGUUUUUUCAAAAUUAACAAACUCUUAUUGUCUCGUUGCUAUUGGAGGAUCUGAAAACUUUUACAGUGUUUUCGAAGCAGAAUUAUCCGAAAGUAUACCAGUCAUUCAUUCUUCCAUAGGAGGUUGUCGAAUAAUUGGACGUAUGUGCGUUGGAAAUAAAAAUGGUUUGCUUGUCCCUAAUACAACCACAGAUACAGAAUUACAACAUUUACGAAACUCUCUGCCAGACUCUGUCAAAAUUCAAAGAGUGGAAGAAAGGUUAUCAGCCUUAGGAAAUGUAAUUACUUGUAAUGAUUAUGUAGCCCUAGUACAUCCAGAUUUAGACAGAGAAACAGAAGAAAUUUUAUCUGAUGUUUUAAGUGUAGAAGUAUUUCGCCAUACAGUCGCAUCAAAUGUUUUAGUCGGCUCUUACACAAUAUUAUCCAAUAAUGGAGGGUUAGUUCAUCCGAAAACCUCAAUUCAAGAUCAAGAUGAAUUAUCAUCAUUGCUACAGGUUCCCUUAGUUGCUGGCACAGUUAAUAGAGGUUCAGAUGUCAUAGCAGCAGGUAUGGUAGUCAAUGAUUGGUCUGCAUUUUGUGGAAUGGAUACAACUUCUACUGAAAUAUCAGUUAUAGAAAGUGUUUUUAAAUUAAAUGAAGCUCAACCUUCUGCUAUCACUACCGCCAUGAGAGCCUCAUUAAUCGAAAGCAUGUCAUAG
This is a messenger RNA of Pediculus humanus corporis (human body louse), 738 nucleotides long. Its product is annotated as eukaryotic translation initiation factor, putative. The coding region runs from base 1 to 738 and encodes 245 amino acids. The record is from RefSeq and is a predicted model, not a curated record. Gene Ontology annotation, biological process: cytosolic ribosome assembly; ribosomal subunit export from nucleus; maturation of 5.8S rRNA. Lineage: Eukaryota; Metazoa; Arthropoda; Insecta; Psocodea; Pediculidae. Gene Ontology annotation, cellular component: preribosome, large subunit precursor; cytosol; nucleolus. The transcript is spliced from 4 exons. Gene Ontology annotation, molecular function: ribosomal large subunit binding.